UAAAUCAGAGAAAAUAUCAAAAUACAGACUCAUCAGACGUCUCUUUCCCUUCCCCUGCUCUUCUCCGGGAGAGGCCGAGAGAGUCUCACUUGUGGUUUCUGAAAAUCCAAGCUGUUUCUCUCACUAGGUUUCCCUCCCUCUCAAAUCCUCCCCCAAUUCAAAUUGCAAUCCAAUUUUGUCUCCCAAUUGCAAAAACAUAACUCCAAGAAUUUACCGGGAAAAAGAAGAAGAAAAGAGUGAAACUUUGGGUUAUAUCGAAUCUUGUUUUCGUUUUCAAAAACCCAACUCAAAAAUGGAGCAAAGUUUUCAACUUUUUGCAUUUCUGGUGAUUCUGGGUUUGACCAACUUGGGCGGAGCUGCCGCUGGCGGCGGUCGUUUUGGGGAACAGCCGCUUUCCAAGAUUGCCAUUGAGAAAGCCACCCUCAACCUCUCAUGCACUGCCUCCAUCAAUGCCUCUCCUUUGGUGCUCGGCUUGCAGGGUGAGGAUACCGAAUGGGUAACUGUGAAGCUUGAGAACCAUACUCCGACUGGAGAUGAUUGGGUUGGAGUCUUUUCUCCUGCAAGAUUCAAUGCAUCGAUGUGCCCGCCAGUGAAUGCACCAGAAGAACAAACUCCCUAUAUAUGCACUGCCCCUAUAAAGUACAAGUAUGCAACAGACUCCAAUGCAAAUUAUACAAAGACUGGCAAAGCUACUUUGAAGUUUCAGCUUAUCAAUCAGCGGGCAGAUUUCUCGUUCGCAUUAUUUACAGGCGGGUUAUUGAAUCCAAAACUGGUGGCAGUUUCAAACUUCAUAACUUUUUCCAAUCCCAAAGCACCUGUCUAUCCACGCCUUGCUCAAGGGAAAUCUUGGAACGAAAUGACAGUAACUUGGACAAGUGGCUACGACAUAAAUGAAGCUGUUCCAUUUGUUGAGUGGGGUAUAGAAGGGCAAACCCGAAUGCGAUCUGGAGCUGGGACAUUGACAUUUGAUCGGAGCAUGAUGUGUGGUGCACCUGCAAAGACAGUCGGAUGGCGUGAUCCUGGUUUCAUACAUACAAGUUUCCUGAAGGAUUUGUGGCCAAAUAUCGAGCAAUUCUACAGGAUGGGCCAUCGUUUAUCCAAUGGUACAAUCAUUUGGAGCAAGAAGUACACAUUCAGAUCAUCUCCAUAUCCUGGACAGGACUCCUUACAGCGUGUCAUAAUGUUUGGUGACAUGGGGAAGGGGGAGCGCGAUGGUUCAAAUGAAUACAGUAAUUACCAGCCUGGUGCCCUGAACACUACCGAUCAAAUUAUAAAAGAUUUGAAAAACAUUGAUAUCGUUUUUCAUAUUGGAGAUUUAUCGUAUGCCAACGGGUACAUCUCACAAUGGGACCAGUUCACAGCACAGGUGGAGCCCAUUGCAUCAACUGUGCCAUAUAUGGUUGGCAGUGGUAAUCAUGAACGUGAUUGGCCUGAUUCAGGGUCCUUUUACGACAAAGUGGAUUCUGGUGGAGAAUGUGGUGUGCUGGCUGAGACCAUGUUUUAUGUUCCAGCUGAGAACCGAGCAAAGUUUUGGUACAAAACCGACUAUGGCAUGUUUCGCUUCUGUAUAGCUGACACUGAACACGACUGGAGAGAAGGAUCAGAGCAGUACAAGUUCAUCGAGAAUUGCCUUGCAACUGUCGAUAGACAGAAACAGCCUUGGUUGAUCUUUGCCGCUCAUCGGGUGCUUGGCUAUUCCUCUGACUAUUGGUAUGGGCAGGAGGGCUCGUUUGAAGAGCCUAUGGGAAGGGAAAGCUUGCAGAGACUUUGGCAGAAGUACAAGGUUGACAUUGCCUUUUACGGCCAUGUCCAUAACUAUGAAAGAUCAUGCCCCGUCUACCAGAGCCAGUGCGUAACUUCAGAAAAAUCCCAUUAUUCCGGCGCUGUGAAAGGAACAAUCCAUGUUGUCGUUGGUGGCGCAGGGAGCCACUUGUCUGACUUCAGCCAAGUGACUCCUAACUGGAGUAUUUUCAGAGAUUAUGACUACGGCUUUGUCAAAAUGACGGCAUUCAAUCACACAUCUCUCCUGUUCGAGUACAAGAAAAGCAGCGACGGCAAGGUCUACGAUUCCUUCACCAUGUCAAGGGACUACACAGACGUAUUGGCUUGUGUGCACGACAGUUGCGAAGCGACGACCGCUGCGUCCUAGAUAAUUAGGACCCUUUCUUCCAAUUCUUUUCGGCUUUCAUGGGGGCAAUAAUGUAGCAUAUUAUCUUAUUUACUCAACUAUUUAUUGACAGUUAAAUUAUGUUACAUGGGGAAUGUAAUUUCCAAUUGGGGUAUUAAUAUUAUCAAGAUCAAUUUAGAUUAAGAAAUUUCACCA
This is a messenger RNA of Pyrus x bretschneideri (Chinese white pear), 2323 nucleotides long. RefSeq names its product probable inactive purple acid phosphatase 27. The coding region runs from base 293 to 2149 and encodes 618 amino acids. The record is from RefSeq and is a predicted model, not a curated record. Gene Ontology annotation, molecular function: metal ion binding; acid phosphatase activity. NCBI's taxonomy places the organism in Eukaryota, Viridiplantae, Streptophyta, Magnoliopsida, Rosales, Rosaceae. The transcript is spliced from 12 exons.